GAUGCAUCAGCUUGGUCAUGGAAAAGGGUGGAUGCAUCUCAAGAUGCUUUGUCAAGGUAUUGUCUUUAUUCUCCAAGUCAGUUCUCUCCUUGGGCACCCACAGUGCUUGGAUUAUGGACCUCCUUUCAAACCUCCUAUGCACUUAGAGUUUUGCUCUCAGUAUGAAAAUUUUGGAUGUUGUGAGCAGGUAAAGGACAACAUCAUUGCUGAAAAAUACUGGUCAGUCAUGGACUUUUAUGAUCUGGAGGGUCAGGAGCUGUGUGGACACUACAUUAGAGACAUCUUAUGUCAGGAAUGUUCUCCAUAUGCUGCCCAUUUGUAUGAUGCAGAAGAUCCAUACACACCUCUUAGAUUGCUCCCUGGCCUUUGUUCUGAUUUUUGUUCUGCAUUCUAUGUGAAAUGCUACAGUACCAUCUCACUUCUUACAGAUGACAAAAACAUUCUAGAAGCCAGUAAAAAAGGCAAAACUGAGUUCUGCAAUAUUCUAAGUUUACCCGACCAAGAUUAUUGCUACCCAAAUGUGUUAAAAAAUACAUUUCUAAACAAAAAUCUUGGGAUAGCUGAAGAUCAGAGCGGUUGUCUUAAAUUGUGCCUGAUUGAGGUCGCUAAUCAACUGAGAAACCCUGUCUUGAUGAUUCAUGCUAACGAUGGUACUCAUCGUAUGUUUGUGGCGGAGCAGAUUGGUUUAGUCUGGGUCUAUCUCCCUGAUGGCAGCCGACUAGAAGAGCCUUUUCUGAACCUUGAGGAGAAUGUAUUGGUAUCUCCCUUUUUUGGGGAUGAGAGAGGAUUUCUUGGAAUGGCAUUCCACCCAAAAUAUGAAUGGAAUGGGAAAUUUUAUGUGUAUUAUUCCAUCAUGAAUAAAGAUAACUUUACUGAGAUGAUCAGAAUCAGUGAGUUCCAUGUUUCAGUUAAUGACAUGAACAAAGCAGAUCCACAUUCGGAAAGGUAUAUUUUAGAGGUAGAACAACCAGCUGCGAAUCACAACGGAGGACAGAUACUGUUUGGCACAGAUGGAUAUUUAUACAUAUUCAUAGGGGAUGGAGGACUUUCUGGUGAUCCAUUAGGGAAUUCCCAAAACAAGAAUGCCUUAUUGGGUAAAGCGCUACGUAUUGAUGUUGAUGGAAUCCGAACACGCAUGAAACCCUAUGGAAUUCCACCAGAUAAUCCCUUUGUGUCUGACCCUAAUGCACGUCCAGAAGUAUAUGCGUACGGAGUUAGAAACAUGUGGCGAUGUUCUGUAGAUCAAGGGGAUCCUGUAACUAGAAAAGGAAGAGGCAGAAUCUUUUGUGGCGAUGUUGGGCAGAAUAGAUAUGAAGAAAUUGAUAUCAUCGUUAAAGGAGGAAAUUUUGGCUGGAGAGCGAAGGAAGGCUUUGAUUGUUUUGAUCCUGAUCUGUGUGACAAUCCGUCCUUAGGUGAUGUUCUGCCAAUAUUUGCAUAUGGUCACAAUAUUGGGAAAUCUGUCACCGGAGGCUAUGUUUACAGAGGCUGUGAAUUUCCAAAUCUUAAUGGUGUCUAUAUUUUUGGAGAUUUCAUGAAUGGUCGACUCAUGGCUUUACGUGAAGAUGAGAAGACAAAACAAUGGAAUCCACAAAAUAUCUGCAUGGGUGACAACAAUGUCUGUGCAUUUCCAAACCUGAUCAACAAGUACAGUCCAUUCAUUAUUUCUUUUGGGGAAGAUGAAGCAGGGGAACUGUUUUUUCUAUCAACUUCUGAACCAACGUCUGUUGCGCCACAAGGAACAAUUUAUAAACUGGUAGACCCCUCAAGGAGAGCACCUCCAGGAAAGUGUAAAUUUAAACCAACACCUGUGAAAAUAAAAAGUAAACGCAUACCGUUCUCACCCGAGCAGAAGACUAUUCUUCAAAUUCUUAAUAAGGAUGCAAAACUACAAACAGAAUCACCUAAUAUACCAAGAACUACAACAUCACCACUAAGAACGGAACCUACUAUAAAAACAAUCAUCAAUGAAACUCUAACUGAUACGCCUACAAUGAAACCUACAACUACAAAAGCUCCCAAACCAAAGACCAAAGACACAUUUUCAAAGCAAAAUGAGCAAAAGACGUCUAAAGUUCCAAAGACCAAUUCUAAGGAUAUACAUCUUUAUGACAAGAAACUCCAAACAUCUAAAUUAACAAAGACAAACUCAAAAUCAUCAGUUUUGUUUCCAAUCAAACCAAGGACCAAAAACACUGGUUUAAAGCAAAAUGAUCUAAAAAUGUCUAAGGUUCCAAAGAACAGUAUUAAUUAUAAAGAAAUAUCCAACAACAAGAUAAACAAUACCUCUAAAUUAAUGACGACAACAUCAAAAUCUCUAAUGUUAUUUCCUAUUAAAUCAAGAACCAAACACAUAGCUAUACAUAAAAAAGAUGAAAAAAUACCAAAAGUUCCAAGGAUUAAUGGAACAACUUUAAAAAUUUCCAAUGACAAGAAAAAGAAAACCUCUAAAUUAACAAAAAUAACACAGAAAUCACUGUUGUUAAUUCCUGACAAACCAAAGACUAAAGACACAGUUUCAAAGAAAAAGGAACAAAAGAUGCCAAAGGACAUUGCUAAAGAUAAAAAAGUAUCUAACAACAUGAAAAACAAAACCUCAACAUUAUCAAAAGCAAAACUAAAGACUGAUGGUACAACUAUAAAAAUAUCCAACAACAAGAAUAAUAAAACCUCUAAAUUAACGAAGGCAACAACUAAAUCACCUUUGUCCAUUGCCAAACCAAAGACCAAAGACAUAAUUUCAAAGAAAAAGAAGGAAAUGGUUCCUAAACUUCCAAAGAAGAAUACAAACCAUGAAAAUAUAUCUAACAACAUGAAAAACAACACUUCUACUUUAACAAAAACAUCAUCAAAAUCUCCAGUGUUAUUACCUACCCAAAACAGUACAAUGUUGUUUUCCAAAAAGAAGACAAACAAUAAGGACACAAAGAAUGCUGAGAAAAAAAUCAAUAAGAAAAAGUUCUAUAAUAAUUUGAAAAAGAAUAAUAAUACAGGAGAAGUAUUAUCUAGUGCAGGGGAAUCCACUGUUUUUAAAUGAGGCUCCAAAUAUUUGGUUACAGGGCCUGUUAAAAUUCUUUAUAAAUUUUAUUUAUUGAAAUAAAACAUUCACUUCUAUAUAAACAAA
Bombina bombina (fire-bellied toad) is the source of this 3121-nucleotide messenger RNA. It is a transcript of the gene HHIPL2, whose product is annotated as HHIP like 2. Lineage: Eukaryota; Metazoa; Chordata; Amphibia; Anura; Bombinatoridae. The record is from RefSeq and is a predicted model, not a curated record. The transcript is spliced from 9 exons. The coding region runs from base 2 to 3034 and encodes 1010 amino acids.